AUGGCGAAUGGAAAUGCAGAUGCUUCCUGUUACACACUAAUUUCACUCACCAGUGAGAGCAAGCAGUACACGGAGCAGAAGUUGAGGGAAGAUCUUCAAAAUGAAAAUGUCAUUGUGAAGCGUGAGGCCCUUAAAGAACUUAUUCGGAAUUCCGUUAACGGAGAGAAAUAUCGUGAUCUUCUCAUGAUUGUUAUACGUUUUGUGAUGCCAUCAACUGAUCACACGAUCAAAAAAUUGCUUCACUUGUUCUGGGAGGUCGCUCCAAAAUACUCUCCUCAAGGAAAGCUUCUAAAUGAGAUGAUUCUUGUGUGUGAUGCUUAUCGACGUGAUCUCCAACAUCCUAAUGAGUACAUUCGAGGCUGCACUCUUCGCUUCUUGUGCAAGUUGAGGGAACCUGAGCUCCUUGAGCCUCUCAUGCCGUCUAUUCUUCAAUGCCUCGAACAUCGCCAUGCUUACGUUCGAAGGAAUGCUGUCCUAGCCAUCUUCACUAUUUAUAGAAAUUUUGAACACCUUAUUCCUGAUGCCCCAGAGCGCAUGAUAAAUUAUUUAGAAGGGGAGCAGGAUCCAUCUUGUAAACGGAAUGCUUUCCUAAUGCUUUUACACGUCAGUCAAGAUACUGCUGUGCGAUACCUUUCGCGUUGCAUUGACGCUGUGGACACUUUUAGCGAAACAAUGCAGUUGGUUGUUGUUGAGCUGAUCCAUCGAGUUUUCCGAUCCCAUCCUUUUGAAAAAGUGAAGUUUAUUCGCUGUGUCUUCUCCCUUUUAAAUUCGACGAGCUCAUCUGUGCGAUAUGAAGCAGCUACUACACUGAUCACACUUAGCGGAGCCUCUCCAGCUAUUCGAGCCUCAGCCAGCUGCUACGUAGAUCUUAUAUUAAAGGAGUCAGAUAACAAUGCAAAAUUAGUCAUUUUGAACAGUCUCAUUGAUUUGCGCGCCCGCCAUGAGAAGAUUUUACAAGAGCUUGUCAUGGACGUAGUCAGAAUUUUGAGUGCUUCGGAUGUGGAACUAAGAAAUAAAGCGCUCGAAUUAAUUGUUGAUCUAGUCACUACGAGGACGGUUGAUGAUUUGAUGGCUUUCCUACGCAAGGAGCUGAUUAAGGCAAGCGCCUCGGCAUAUAGUGCUUCUGCAGCGUCAUCUACAGAGAGCAACAAUGGGUCCAUGACUAAAACAGGUGGCAGUGAUGAGGAUGUCUAUAGGCACGCACUGGUUCGGACUAUUCGGGCCAUAUGCAUGAAGUUUCCGAACUGUCUCUCUGCGAUCCUUCCCACGCUUUGUGAUAUCCUGACCUAUACAGAAAUGAAAGACUCGAUGGCUGCCUUGGAAAUUUGUCGUUUUUUUCGAGACGCUGUCCUCAGGCAUCCCCAUCAUAGGGCUCCUAUUUUGGAAAAAGUUUUUCAAGUUCUUCCUUCUGUUACCGGCUUUGAGGUUCUGCGUCAUCUUCUUUGGAUAUGUGGUGAAUUUUGUACGGUUAAAUCACAAAUACUGGAAUGCAUGAGGGUCAUCCAUCAGUGCAUAGGUCCACUUCCCAUAGUUCAAAGAGAAAUUUCCCGGAUUAUGGCAGAAAACGGUCAAACAGAGGACGAAACUGUCGAAAUUACCACCAAACAGAACCCGGGUGCAAGUGCUGAAGCUGCAAUUAAAAAAGUUACUGCUGAUGGUGCCUAUGCCACUCAGUCUGCAUUCACCGUCCGAUCUGAGGCUGCAUCAACCGACGGUCUAAAGCGCCCGGUGAUCCAGACAGCUCUUUUUGCCAAUAACUUCACUAUUGGUGCCGUGGUCUCCGUUUGUCUCGUUAAACUUUUUUGCCACUUUGUCAGUCUACUGGAUGAUUCCGAUACCAACGCCUCAGUUACAGAAAAAAACAAAUUUUCCGCUGAGUGCAUACUGAUCAUUUCGAGCAUGAUUCACUUGGCUCGCAGCGGUCUCGUCGCUCAUCAUGUCAAUUCCGACACUAUUGACCGCAUGUGGACGUGCCUGGUUGCUCUCAAAGACGCCCGAACAAACGUGAUAGGGGCUUUCGGCAAAAUCAGUCGCGGUUUUCUGAAAGAGUUACUGGAUGUUCAGGAGGCGGAGGCCAAGAAGCGCAAUCCCGGCUCUGGCGACUUAUUGUCAAAUUCUACAUCUGAAACUAACGUAGUUGAUGCCCCAAUCGAUUUCGGUCUGCUUGUGCCACCUGGAGGCGAUCAGAGUGAACAGGUUGAUCAGUUCACUAUUACUCUUAACCAGGCUAUCAAGGGUACAGCAAAGGCCGGUGAUGCCUAUGCAACUUCCAAUCUCAAAAAGACGGCUUUCCUCUCUAAGGUACAUCAACUUACCGGCUUCUCCGACCCUGUCUAUGCAGAGGCCUUUGUCAGUGUUAAUCAAUUUGAUAUUGCAUUGGACGUUUUACUGGUUAAUCAGACCAAAGAUACUCUGCAAAACCUCACCCUAGAACUCUCCACUUUGGGAGAGCACAAGCUCAUCGAAAAGCCACGUCCCAUAACUUUGGCCGCACAGGACUUUGCCAAUGUCUGUGCUACCAUCAAGGUUUCCUCCACGGAAAACGGGAUAAUUUUCGGCAACAUAGUUUAUGAUACCCGAGGUUCGGCAGGCGAGUCAAACUGUAUCGUACUUUCGGAUAUUCGCAUCAACAUUCUUGAGUAUAUCCAACCAGCAACGUGUUCUGAUGCUGAUUUUCGUACCAUGUGGUCUGAUUUUGAUUGGGAAAAUAAGGUCACGGUGAGCACUCAACUGACCGAUCUGCGAACCUACUUGGAUCAAGUGACGAAAAUCACAAACUUCAAAUGUCUUACACCACCGGAGGCGCUGCGCGGGGAAUGCAACUAUCUUUGCGCCACCCUCUACGCCCGUUCAAUUUUUGGUGAGCACGUACUGGGCAAUCUCUGCCUGGAGAAGCCCGCUGAUGGUGCUCCUGUCUCUGGCCACGUACGCAUUCGUGCCAAAACCCAAGGCAUGGCUGUCACGAUGGGUGACAAGAUAAGUACCUCGCAAAAACAGUGGAAGGAUGAAAAACCCUCAGAAAAGAAUAUGAUGGAAGAUACAGAUGCGGGAUUUGCUCCCCUGAUAUCGGAUGUAUGA
This is a messenger RNA of Hydatigera taeniaeformis, 3078 nucleotides long. NCBI's taxonomy places the organism in Eukaryota, Metazoa, Platyhelminthes, Cestoda, Cyclophyllidea, Taeniidae. The record is from the annotation of a GenBank genome assembly.